Messenger RNA from Eubalaena glacialis (North Atlantic right whale), 2669 nucleotides. RefSeq names its product WD repeat domain 75 (gene WDR75). The transcript is spliced from 21 exons. Gene Ontology annotation, cellular component: nucleolus. Gene Ontology annotation, biological process: positive regulation of rRNA processing; positive regulation of transcription by RNA polymerase I. The record is from RefSeq and is a predicted model, not a curated record. Gene Ontology annotation, molecular function: protein binding; RNA binding. NCBI's taxonomy places the organism in Eukaryota, Metazoa, Chordata, Mammalia, Artiodactyla, Balaenidae. The coding region runs from base 2 to 2497 and encodes 831 amino acids.
GAUGGUGGAGGAGGAGAGUCUCCGCGUGGUUCGCUGUGGCGGCAGCGAGUUGAACUUCAGGAGAGCGGUGUUCUCUGUGGAUUCUAAGUAUGUCUUCUGUGUCUCUGGAGACUUUAUUAAAGUUUAUAGCACAGCUACAGAAGAAUGUGUACAUAUAUUGCAAGGGCACAGAAAUCUGGUGACUGGAAUCCAGCUCAACCCCAGGAACCAUCUACAGCUGUAUUCAUGUUCCUUUGACGGCACGAUUAAACUGUGGGACUAUAUAGAUGGCAUUUUGAUAAAGACUUUCAUAGUUGGAUGUAAACUUCAUGCCCUCUUUGCUCUUGCCUGUGCUGAGGAUUCUGUCUUUGUUAUAAUAAAUAAAGAAAAACCAGAUGUAUUUCAGCUGGUUUCAGUGAAACUACCAAAAUCAUCAAGUCAGGAAAUAGAAGCUAAGGAGCUCUCCUUUGUUUUGGAUUAUAUAAACCAGUCACCCAAGUGCAUUGCCUUUGGAAAUGAGGGAGAGUAUGUUGCUGCAGUACGGGACUUUUACUUGUCUGUUUAUUUUUUCAAAAAGAAAACAACAUCAAGGUUUACUUUAUCAUCAUCAAGAAAUAAGAAACAUGCGAAGAACAAUUUUACAUGUGUAGCAUGUCACCCGAAGGAAGAUUGCAUAGCAACUGGUCACAGGGAUGGCAAAAUUCGUCUUUGGAGGAACUUUGAUGAUGAAAAGAAAUACACAUACACAUGUUUACAUUGGCACCAUGAUUUGGUUAUGGAUUUGGCUUUUUCAGUGACAGGCAGCAGUCUGCUGAGUGGUGGCCGUGAGUCUGUCCUCGUAGAGUGGCGAGAGGCAGCAGAGAAGAAUAAGGAGUUCCUCCCCCGUUUAGGAGCUACUAUUGAACAUAUCUCAGUGUCUCCAGCAGGGGAUCUCUUCUGUACUUCGCACUCCGAUAACAAGAUGAUAAUCAUUCACCGAAACCUUGAGGCGUCUGCAGUAAUUCAAGGCCUAGUGAAAGACAGAAAUAUCUUUACCGGUUUGAUGAUUGACCCAAGAACUAAAGCUUUGGUUUUGAAUGGGAAACCUGGCCACUUGCAGUUUUAUUCUCUCCAAAGUGAUAAACAGUUAUACAAUUUAGAUAUUAUACAGCAAGAAUAUAUCAAUGAUUAUGGUCUGAUCCAAAUUGAGCUAACAAAGGCUGCAUUUGGCUGCUAUGGUAAUUGGCUUGCAACGGUGGAACAACGUCAAGAAAAGGAAACUGAGCUUGAAUUGCAAAUGAAGCUGUGGACAUAUAAUAAGAAAACACAAGGGUUUGUUCUCAAUACAAAGGUUAACAUGCCACAUGAAGACCACAUCACAGCUCUCUGUUUCUGUAAUGCAGAAAAAUCUGAAAACCCCACCUUGGUUACAACAAGUAAAGAUGGUCACUUCAAAGUGUGGAUAUUAACAGAUGAUUCUGAUAUAUACAAAAAAGCUGUUGGCUGGACCUGUGACUUUGUGGGUAGUUAUCACAAAUACCAAGCAACUAACUGCUGUUUCUCCGAAGAUGGCUCUUUACUAGCAGUUAGUUUUGAGGAAAUAGUUACAAUAUGGGAUUCGGAGACAUGGGAACUUAAAUGUACAUUUUGUCAACGAGCUGGGAAAAUAAGGCACCUUUGCUUUGGGAGAUUGACUUGUUCCAAGUAUCUUCUUGGUGCCACUGAAAAUGGCAUUCUGUGCUGUUGGAAUCUGCUCAGUUGUGCAUUGGAGUGGAGUGCAAAAUUAAAUAUGAGAGUUUUGGAACCUGAUCCCAAUUCAGAGAAUAUUGCUGCAAUCUCUCAGUCUUCCAUGGGUUCAGACUUGUUUGUGUUUAGACCUAGCGAGCCAAGGCCAUUGUAUAUUCAAAAAAAUAUCUCCAGAGAGGAAGUCCAGUGGGGAGUGUUUGUUCCACGAGAUGUCCCUGAAUCAUUCACCUCAGAAGCUUACCAGUGGCUGAACAGAUCGCAGUUUUACUUCCUAACAAAAUCACAGAGUUUAUUGACAUUCAGUACACAGUCUCCAGAAGAGAAACUCACACCAACAAGCAAACAGCUAUUAGCAGAAGAAACUCUUCCAACAACCCCAUUUUAUUUCAUAUUGGGAAAGCACAGGCAGCAACAGCAGGAUGACAAGUUAAAUGAAGCUUUGGAGGAUGAACUGGUACAACUACCCUUAACAGAAAACAUACCUGCAAUUAGUGAGCUUCUUCACACUCCAGCCCAUGUACUGCCAUCUGCUUCUUUCCUGUGCUCCAUGUUUGUAAAUUCAUUGCUGCUGUCAAAGGAGACUAAGAGUGCUGAAGAAAUUCCUGAUGAUGUCAGUAUGGAAGAAGAAAAAGAAAGUGUUGAUUCAGAUGAAGAAAAUAAUUUCACUGAACAGGUCCAGGAUACAAAUAACACAGAUUUGGGAAAAGACAUUAUACAUCAGUUGUCAAAAUCUGAAGAAAAGGAACUGAGAAAAUUUAGGAAAGUAGACUACAGCUGGAUAACUGCUCUUUAAGCCUUGGAGAAUAGAGGAGGGUUUUACACUUUUUGUGUUUUUUUGUUUUGUGGUUGUUUUUUUGUUUGUUUGUUUUUAUUGUAUGUUGAUAUUCCAAAAUUCUAUUUUAAUGUUAUUUCUGUUCAUAAACUGUUAAAUAUUAACAGGUUCUACUUUUUAAAUGACUGGUAAU